Messenger RNA from Columba livia (rock pigeon), 1187 nucleotides. RefSeq names its product SUN domain-containing protein 3-like. Gene Ontology annotation, molecular function: protein-membrane adaptor activity. The transcript is spliced from 8 exons. Bases 249 to 1187 code for a protein of 312 amino acids. Gene Ontology annotation, cellular component: nuclear envelope; meiotic nuclear membrane microtubule tethering complex. The record is from RefSeq and is a predicted model, not a curated record. NCBI's taxonomy places the organism in Eukaryota, Metazoa, Chordata, Aves, Columbiformes, Columbidae.
CUCAUGGGGGAGAUGUCCCUUGCAGACAGGACUGCAAGACCCGCUCCUGCCAGGUUGGACUUUGCCUCCAAACGUGGCGCAGCCUCUUCCAUUGUGACAUCACCCACUGCCGUUGUGUCACAAAGCAGCGUCAGCGCUGAGGUCGGCACAGCAGGGGAUAAGACCAGGGGUCUCCCUGCGCCUUGGCCACUCUCGAUCUUGAGGGAACCGAGAUCGCAGAGUUUUUGGCUCAUUCCUGAGCAAGGAAGAUGCUUGUUACCUGCACCUCAGCAGGUACCAAGGGACACACAGAGAAGGUUGAACGUCUGAACGGGACGAUGAAGGUUCUCAAGGCAACAACCCUGGUGCUGCUCCUUGGUAUCUUCUCUUUCGGUGUUUACCACGUGGGACGACUUGGUGCCUUAACCCCCUGGAGCACUGCAGACCUGAGCAAAGCCCUGCCCCUGCCAGACCAUCUCCGUGAGGUUCAGGAACAGCUUUAUCAUCUGCGCUGGAGCGCUAAGGAUGUGGCUGAGCGGGCUCUGCAGGAAGGACUGAAGCAGGCAAAGCUCCCAGGCGUUACCGGACGGGCUGUUCACGAGAUCAUCAGUCAAGCCCUGGAGAAGCUGGAGGCAAUCCAAGUCCCGAUGCCGGAUUACGCCCUGAAAUCAGCAGGGGCAGCUGUCAUUCAUUCCAAGACUUCUCCAUCCUUCCGAACUGGCAAAGCCAAGUUCUUCUUGUACUCCCUGCCGGUGAUGGAUUACAUGAGGUCCCCUGAGCUUAUUCUGGAGCCAGAAAAUCAUCCUGGAAACUGCUGGCCCUUCCCAGGAAGUCAGGGACACGUCUUCAUCAAGCUGUCCAUGCCAGUCAUUCCCAGAGCCAUCACCAUGGACCAUGUCUCAGGGACAGCAUUCCAUGGAGAAAGCAUCUCCGGAGCUCCAAAGGACUUUGCUGUCUAUGGCUUCAAGGAAGAACACGAGGAGAAGGGAACGUUCCUGGGACAGUUCACUUUCCUGGCAGCCCUGAAUCCCAGUCAGACCUUCCAGCUGAAGAACGAGCUCCCUGGGGUCAUGAAUUACAUCAGGCUGCAAGUGCUGAGCAACUGGGGCCACCCGGACUACACCUGCCUGUAUCAGUUCAGGGUGCACGGUGAUCCGCUCAAAGACGGGGGAGACACGGCAGUUUCACCUGUCAAUAAAUUCCAUUAA